CGUCUAUUUUUCUUUAAACCUAUAAACCAAAAUGUCGGCUAAAGCUAAAGACAAGAAGAAGGGAGGCACAAAGAAGAAGGCACAAAGAGCGACAUCUAACGUUUUCGCUAUGUUUGACCAAGCACAGAUUCAGGAAUUCAAGGAAGCUUUCAACAUGAUCGACCAGAACAGAGAUGGAUUCAUCUCAAAAGACGACCUGGCAGCCACUUUUGACUCGCUGGGCAAACUCGUCAAAGAUGACUACCUAGAAGAAAUGUUAAACGAAGCUAGUGGUCCGAUCAACUUCACAAUGUUCUUGACGCUUUUUGGUGAAAAAAUCAGUGGUACAGAUCCCGAAGAUGUCAUAAAAGCUGCUUUCGCCUCAUUUGAUAUUGACGGAAAAGGCUUCGUCGAUGAGGAAAAAUUAAGAAGACUAAUGCAAGGCUUGGGAGACCGCUUCACUGAUGACGAAUGGGACAUGAUGAUGGACGACUGCCCGGUUGAUAGUAAUGGCAUCCUCUACAACGACUUCGUCCAUCUCAUCAAGUACGGCCCCAAGGACGACUAACCAGCCCAGCUAUCAGACAUUAUUCUUUGUAUUAAUUUAGGUUAUUUUAUUAUAUUUCCAUGUCAUUAUUAUUAAUUCACAUGCUUCAUUAAUCGAACACCGAGCUCGGGGUUCCUGUGUUGACUAGUUCUAGUCCUACUCAGCCAUGUCAUCAAGAAAGAUGUACAAUGAUAAUAAUCUAACUCAUUAAAUGUUAUCGUAAGAUA
Messenger RNA from Exaiptasia diaphana, 753 nucleotides. Its product is annotated as myosin regulatory light polypeptide 9. Gene Ontology annotation, molecular function: calcium ion binding; myosin heavy chain binding. Lineage: Eukaryota; Metazoa; Cnidaria; Anthozoa; Actiniaria; Aiptasiidae. The record is from RefSeq and is a predicted model, not a curated record. Gene Ontology annotation, cellular component: myosin II complex; cytoplasm.